AUGAAAGACCGUUUGGUUGUGUUUAAGACCAAUGAUCUGGACCAUCUAAAGCGAUUAGCGGAUAAGCUAUAUGAUGAAGGCUUCUUUAACGGUUAUCUGAGUCCCCAAUUGUUCAAUCUCUUUGCUUUCAUUCUAAGAGGGCUGCAUGAUUCCAGUGCAAGCAAGAAAGUGUGGCAGGCGUUAAUGGAUUGCAAUUUGUACGUGAAAAUUGAGAAAGAAUCCGAAGAAAAGACAAGCAACUCUGAUGGGGAUGCUAGCGAAGACCGUGAUGACAAAGAAAAGGACAGAGACAGAUUCAAGGACAAGGAUAAAGAGACAACUGAUUCUGGCGGCGAUAUUACUUCCACUAUGACGGGAGAAUCGCAUUCGAUCGCCCAAGAAGAACUUUACCUAAAGCCAGGAUUUGGAUCUGCAAGAAACUUAUGCACUAUGCUUCGGUACUUACUCUAUGAGAAGGCUGUUGAUUAUUACUUUGAAAGUGAUGAAAACAGGCAGAGCAAGUUCAAAGAGUUUGAGAUUCUAGAAGCUAGUGAUAUUGAAGAUGAGGAUAUGUUUAAGGAUGCUGAAGAGUCUUUGGCGGAGUCUAAGCCAGUCGAACGGCCUAAGCGUGAUGAGGAAGAAGAUAAUUACGAUGAUGAUGAUGAUGAUGAUGAUGAUGAUGAUGAUGAUGAUGAUGAUGAUGGGGAGGCUGUUUUAAAAGAGGAAAGCAAUGAGGAAAAAUCUAGGUCUGAAGAAUCUGGACAGGAGUUGAAGGAAACGGUAAAUACCAUUCCAUUGAUUCACGACGGGCCUCAUGGUGAGAUGAUUAUUGAGGUGCCUCUGAGCGUAAUCUUGGCCAAGCAGGAAUACCCCAGUUUGAGCGAGAAUAUCUCUUCAACGGAUGAAGCCAUUGGUAAAAUGGUUCAUCCUAUCCUUAGUACAAGUUCUGCCAUCGAAUCCAGUUUAGAAAAGCGCAACGAGCUCAAAUUGAUCAAGAACUUUAAUAAGUUGUACCACGGAUUUGAAAAUGAUCUACCUAAUAUGGUGAAACGCAGACGGCUUGAAAAAAGUGACAGGCAGCUAGGUAUUGAUUCUGAGAGUCAAGAUGGUGACAACGGUAACGAAAAAGAGGUGAGGAAUGUCAGCAAGUUGAUGAACCUUGGAGGUGCUGUCAAUUUAUCACUGAAGAAUCUUCUAGGAAAAAUCGAGAAUCAUAGAGAUGAACUGAAUAUUACCGAUAUUGAACUAAAAAAUCUAAUCAUGGAUGUGAGAAAGAACCGAUCCAAGUGGGCAAACUAUAAUCGGAUUGGCCAAGAAGAGUUGUAUGAGGCUUGCGAGAAAGUGGUCACAGAGUUGCGUGGAUAUACAGAGCAUUCCACCCCUUUCUUGAAUAGGGUUUCUAAACGAGAGGCUCCUAAUUACUACGAAAUUAUUAAGAAACCAAUGGAUUUGAACACCGUGAUGCGCAAGUUGCGGACCCUUCAGUACAACCGCAAAAAGGAAUUUGUGGGUGAUCUAAUGUUGAUUUGGCAGAACUGUCUAACCUACAAUACGGACCCUAAGCAUUUUAUGAGGGUGGAUGCACUGGCCAUGCAAAAGAAGAUGCAGUCUCUUAUUCCUCUAAUACCAGAUAUCGCAAUUCGAGAUAGAUCCGAUGUGGAAAGGGAGGCAGCCGUUGCUGCUCAACAGGAGAAAGAGGAGGCACAAAAAGGUACCAAAGGUGCCAAGUCCAGCAGAGGUGUGGGAAAUAGUACUUCAAAGAAAACGAAAAAGAGUCGAAAGGGAAGUUUGGUGGAUGGUGAUCUUAAUAUUCUGGAUGGUACGGUGUCAAAUACACCUGUGCAUGAAGAGGAAGAGAAAACACUGGCUCCCAAGAAAAGCAUAGAUGAAGCCGAGACCGCCACUGAGGCGUCUUCUUCAGUCAUUGAAAAAUCUGGGGACCCUGCCACCGAGACACCAGGUACCACCAAUCUUGAUGAUGAUAAUGAUGAGGGAGAGCCAGACCUGGAAGAUAUUCAACCUCAUGAUGACAAUGAUGAUGAUGAGCCGUUCGAGGAUUUAGAAAUGUCUACUUGGAAGACGCUUACUUCAAAUACAAGGUACAAGCUUUGUCAGGCAAGAAGUAAGAUGUUCAAGGACAACAAGAUUCACAUGAAUGUCGAGUCUCUCUAUAGAGAUAACAAUCAGAUGUCAAAUUUUAUCAGUUAUCUAGACGAUGGUGCCAGUGUCGUGCUCCAUAAAAAUAGGAGAUACUUUGAUGAAAAUGAUGAUCCUUACCUGAUUGAAUAUGAUGUUGGUGGUGGCGUUCCACCGAUAAAGUACCGAACUAGCGACUUUGACCAAAUUGAAAACAAAAUUUUGGAGAAAAUGCUUGCAGAUGGUGAGAACUUGAACAUGCUGCCUGACUCAUCAUUGAAAGUUCAGGCGAAUGGCUCCAACAGUAUGAUAAUCGAAAACAUCUCCAUUAUGCAAGAUAUUAGGAAAGUUUGCUUCCGUAUUAAUCUCAUCCGUCAAAUGCAGACAUCACAGUUUGUACAUAGGUCUCAGUUUCACUUACCAGUUAUCGAAAGAAUCAAGUUCAACGACAUCGAUGCGAUGUCCAAGCUUCCGACAAAAGACUUUAUGAAUCCGCAGGUGGCUGCGAAGUGUCUUCAAAGGUCGGUUUCGGCCAUUCUAAUGGCAAAUGGGUUUGAAUCCACUAACCCUAUUUGUGCUAUGAUGCUCACGCAGGUAGCAGAAGAGUAUUUUGGAAACCUUGCCCAAUCUUUGAAAUUGCAUAUGGAAUCCAAUUCUAUCAACAAGUUGCCCAUUAAAGGUAGUGCUCCGUUGAAUUUAAAGGAUAUCCUACUAAUGACACUGAGUGAAAACGGAAUCGACAAGCCGGAUAUCAUUUACUCCUUCUAUAAAGAGUAUCUUGUGAAAAAGAAUAAGAAGUUGAAGGAUCUCAAUGAAGCAUUGAAGGGAUUCCUCAAAGAUUUGUUAAGGCCUGGUCUUCAAGAUCUGAGCGAGACUCAAUUCAGUGAUAAUUCCGACCAAUUCUUGACCGGUGAAUUUUCUGAGCAAAUUGGGGAGGACUUCUUUGGAUUCCGUGAAUUGGGACUUGAUAAAGAAUUUGGUAUGCUCACAUCCAGUGUUCCUCUUCACUUGCUACAUUCCAGACUAUCUUAUCAGUUCAGUCAGUUGAAUAGUAAAUCCAAGAAAGAUAAAUUUGAGGACUUCGGAGAAUUCAAAUUUCCUAAGCUUCAUACAAGGGACUUGCCUAAGCAGAUUGGUGUUCUCAAACAUUAUUACGAUGAUUUGUUGGCUAAGACUAAGGCCAUGUAUGCCAAGCAGUUAAAGAAACGCCAGCAACAUAUCGCUAAUGGUACAGUCGACCCUAAUGAGAAGUUUGUGGAGUAUAAAAAUGAUGAUGACAUGAUCAUCAUUGAAGAUGAAGAUUUGCCAAUCAAGCAAAGAAAUAAUAGACCAAAAGUUCCACCUAAUGGAAAGAUUACACAGAUUAAGAAGAAGUUUGUUGCCAAUUCUUUCUUUAUAGACGAGCAGGACAAGUGGGUGAAUAAUACUGAAGAUGGUCGAGCUGCAGGGUCUGCCGCUUCUCCGACUAUUUCGCAAAGUUCUCCUAUGAAAGCGGAAGGCUAA
Molecule: messenger RNA, 3618 nt
Organism: Brettanomyces nanus
Lineage: Eukaryota; Fungi; Ascomycota; Pichiomycetes; Pichiales; Pichiaceae
Exons: 1
Coding region: 1-3618 (1205 amino acids)
Biological process (GO): regulation of transcription by RNA polymerase II
Cellular component (GO): SLIK (SAGA-like) complex; SAGA complex
Molecular function (GO): structural molecule activity; protein heterodimerization activity
Source: RefSeq, a predicted model, not a curated record